UUUCAAAGUACCAUGAGUAUAUUUCGCUUCGUUAUCUUCGAAACCUUAUUAUUCAUCGGCGGGGCGAGCAAUGAGAACGGCUUCAUCCUGACCGUGAUUCACACCAACGAUAUCCACUCUCACUUCGAGGAAAGCAACAAAGGAGGCGGUUCAUGCAGCGAGAAGAACAAAAGGGCCAAAGAGUGCUUCGGAGGGGUUGCAAGGAUUCUGACUAAGGUAAAAGAGCUAAAAGCAAGAUCAGAAAAUCCUCUUUUCUUCAAUGCUGGCGACUUCUACCAAGGCACCGUGUGGUACACAGUCCACAGGCAUAAAAUUGUUUCUGAGGCAAUGUCAAGAAUGAUGUACGACGCAGUGUGCUUGGGCAACCACGAGUUCGACGACGGGCCCGAGGGUCUUGUUCCCUUCCUGAAAAAAAUGGAAGCGGCAAACGUGGCGGUUUUGGGCACCAACCUGGAGACCUCAGAAGAACCGAGGAUGAAAGAGAUUCGGUUGAGAAGGUCCAUAGUAUACAGUGUCCAAGGGCAGAAGAUCGGAGUCAUGGGUGUAGUAACAACCGAGACAAGGACGAUCGCGAGGCCUGGUAGAGUGAAAAUAUUCGACGAGAUUAUAAGCAUCAGAGCGGAAGUAAAAAGGCUAAGACAGAAAGGUGUACGAAUAUUUAUCCUUAUAAGUCACGUUGGCUACGCCAAAGACAAAGAAAUUGCCAUAGCGAUUCCGGAGCUUCAGCUCAUCGUCGGGGGACACUCCAACACGUUCCUCUAUAGUGGUCGGAGCCCCAGGAAGGAGGACGUAAUAGAAGGACCCUACCCUACAGUCGUGAAGAGAGGCGAUGGAAGCUUCGCUCUGGUUGUUCAGGGUUUUUGGUUUGGCAAAUACCUGGGCCACCUAAAGCUCCGGUUCAGCAAUGAUGGACGGCUGACUGGAUGGGAUGGGAACCCUAUACUUUUGGAUCCAAGCAUUCAAGAAGAUAGACUAAUGAUCAAGAUGUUGACGGUGUACAAGAAACAAGUGGAGAAAGCGAGCAAGGAGUGCAUCGGAUUCACUAAAGUUCUGCUCGAAGCAUCUCACAAAGUGUGCCGCCUCAAAGAGUGCAACAUGGCCAACCUCAUCGCAGAUGCCUUCCUCGCCCACUACGCCAACCGGAAAAGCGCCAUUCCGCACGCCUGGUCCGACGUGAAUGCUGCUGUCGUAAACGCCGGCAUUACCAAGUGGUCCAUUCCACAGGGUGCCAUCCGCAGGGAAAACAUGAUGUCCGCAAUGCCCUUCGAAAGCACGCUCGUCGUGCUCACGAUGAGCGGAGCUCAGUUGUGGAAGAUGUUCGAUUUCAGUGUCUCGCAGUUCACCUGGUACGACGACCCGGUGGGAGCCUUUCUCCAGGUCUCAGGGAUCAAGGUGGCGUACAACUUUGCGCGCUGUGCAUUCCAGCGAGUCAUUCGACUCGAAAUUUUGUGCGCCAACUGCUCGAUACCCAAGUACGAGCCUGUCCAAUGGAAAAACACGUACAAAAUUGUCACUACCAGCUACAUUGCAAAUGGCGGAGACGGAUUCAAUUUUGACACGGACCUGAAGAAAGAGACUGAAGGGGCCAUUGACAACGAGGUGGUCACCCAGUACGUCCGCAAGAUGUCCCCUAUCAAGCAGGCCGAGGAGGGGAGAGUGGUCAUGUACAACAACGAAAGACCGGCAGGAGCGACAUCCGGUGGACUUUACCAAGCUUACCAAAGUCAAGGCUAG
Ixodes scapularis (black-legged tick) is the source of this 1734-nucleotide messenger RNA. Its product is annotated as protein 5NUC-like. The coding region runs from base 13 to 1734 and encodes 573 amino acids. The record is from RefSeq and is a predicted model, not a curated record. The transcript is spliced from 9 exons. Gene Ontology annotation, biological process: AMP catabolic process. Gene Ontology annotation, molecular function: nucleotide binding; metal ion binding; 5'-nucleotidase activity. Gene Ontology annotation, cellular component: plasma membrane. Lineage: Eukaryota; Metazoa; Arthropoda; Arachnida; Ixodida; Ixodidae.